Messenger RNA from Nelumbo nucifera (sacred lotus), 1884 nucleotides. RefSeq names its product putative pectinesterase/pectinesterase inhibitor 28. Gene Ontology annotation, biological process: cell wall modification. Gene Ontology annotation, molecular function: pectinesterase activity; enzyme inhibitor activity. Lineage: Eukaryota; Viridiplantae; Streptophyta; Magnoliopsida; Proteales; Nelumbonaceae. The record is from RefSeq and is a predicted model, not a curated record.
AUGCCAUACGGAGAUGCAAACAAUGAUGCAGAGAAGAAGAAGAGGAUCGCCGUUAUUAGUGCAUCUUCCUUGAUCCUGGUGGCCAUGGUUGUGGCCGUGGCGGUUGGCGUCAAUCACAACACUUCUGACGCCAGUGGCGAUGGGGAGAGUGUGAGCAAAGAUUCGGGUGGUGACAUACAGUCAUCGAUGAAGGCAAUCAAGGCCAUAUGUCAACCCACUGAUUACAAAGAAACAUGCGUUCAGAGUCUGUCGUCGGCGGCCGGAAAUACUACUGACCCCAAGGAACUCGUCAGGGUCGGAUUCCAGGUGGCCAUGAAGCAUAUACGCGAGGCCCUCAGUCAGUCGGAGACGCUGAAAGAAGUGGAGAAGGACCCAAGAGCAAAGCAGGCACUUCUGUCAUGCCAAGAGUUAAUGGACUAUGCCAUUGAUGACCUAAAGAACUCGUUCGAUAAGCUGGGUGCCUUUGACAUCUCCAAGGUUGAUAACAUACUCGCCGAUCUAAAGGUUUGGCUUACUUCUGUGAAUACCUACCAGGUAACAUGCACGGAUGGGUUUGAAAACACGACUGGAGAUGCUGGGGAGCGCAUGAAGAAAGCACUAAAGACAUCCGGGGAGCUCACCGAAAAUGCCCUCGCCAUGGUAGAUGAGAUCUCCUCCAUCCUUAACCAGUUGCAGAUCCCCGCAUUGAAUCGUCGUCGGCUUUUUUCUACCAAGGAAUCAGCAGAAUCAUCAGAAACUCCCACUACCGCCGAAGAUGACAUCCCGGCGUGGAUCCCGAAUGAGCAUCGCAAGCUCCUCUUCACCGGUCCUCUGGAUGCCCUCAAGCCCGACCUCGUCGUCGCUAAAGAUGGAACUGGAAAUUUCGCCACCAUCCUUGAAGCACUUGAGUCUCUACCCAAGACCAAGGAAAACAAGACCAUCAUCAUGUACAUCAAGGAGGGAGUCUAUUCUGAGAUCGUGGAAAUCAGCAGGAACCUAACCGGCAGCUUUAUUAUGUACGGAGACGGUCCUACGAGGACCAAAAUCACCGGGAGCCUCAACUUCAUUGAUGGAACUCCCACAUUCAAGACUGCAACAGUUUCUGUGAAUGCACAUGGGUUCAUUUGCAAGGACAUCGGAAUUGAGAACGCCGCCGGUGCUGAAAAGCAUCAGGCGGUGGCUCUGAAAGUCGUCGCCGACAUGGUUGUGUUCUUCAACUGCCAGAUGGAUGGAUACCAAGACACCCUGUAUGCUCACUCCGGCCGUCACUUCUUCCGCGAUUGCACCAUCAGCGGCACAAUAGACUACAUCUUCGGGAACGGAGAGAGCAUUUUCCAGAACUGUAAGAUGGUGAUAAGGAAGCCAAUGGUGAACCAGGCCAACAUUGUGACUGCCCAAGGUCGGAAAACCGAGCGCGAGGUGUCUGCAAUCGUGCUGCAGGGUUGCACCAUCAGCGCCGAUCCAUCGCUGGUGCCUGAGAAGAACGUAUUCAAAUCAUACCUGGGUCGCCCAUGGAAGGAGUUCUCCAGAACCAUAAUCAUGGAGACCGAUAUCGAUGAUUCCAUCAGUCCAGAUGGGUGGAUGCCAUGGAUGGGUGACUUUGGCCUCCAAACUUGCUACUAUGCCGAAUUCAACAACAGAGGUCCAGGAGCUGUGCUGACCAACAGAGUGAAGUGGCCUGGAAUCAAGACACCACUCACCCCGGAACAGGCUCAGGAGUACACUGCCGCCCCAUACAUCCAAGCUGAUGAUUGGGUGAAGCCUCUGGGAAUUCCAUAUGUUCCAGGCCUCAUGUCCGGUCCCGCGGCCGCGGCCGCCCUUCCCACUCCCGCGGCCUCCACUCCCGCGGCCUCCGCCACUCCUGCAGCGACCUCCACUCCCGCGGCCUCCCCACCCGAGGCCUAG